AUGCCGCAAAAGCCGAUGCGCCUGCCGCCUGUGAGCGUCCUCCGUGUCAAGCAGCCCAACAAGAAGCCCGAGAACCCGUGUAUCGCCGUCAUGACCUCUGUCCUUGCCUGCUGGGCCUCCGCCGGCUACCACACCCAAGGCUGCGCCGCCCUCGAGAACAGCCUCCGCGCCUGCAUGGACAAGCCCAAGGAGUCCAAGAAGCCCUCCUCCCCGAUCAACUACCACCUCGGCCGCAUGAAGGACCGCGUCGUCCCCCACUCCAAGGACGUCAAGCCGACAAAACGCAACUUGUAA
Messenger RNA from Colletotrichum aenigma, 294 nucleotides. Its product is annotated as 37S ribosomal protein MRP10. NCBI's taxonomy places the organism in Eukaryota, Fungi, Ascomycota, Sordariomycetes, Glomerellales, Glomerellaceae. The coding region runs from base 1 to 294 and encodes 97 amino acids. Gene Ontology annotation, biological process: mitochondrial translation. The transcript has 2 exons. The record is from RefSeq and is a predicted model, not a curated record. Gene Ontology annotation, cellular component: mitochondrial small ribosomal subunit. Gene Ontology annotation, molecular function: structural constituent of ribosome.